This is a messenger RNA of Drosophila ananassae, 1390 nucleotides long. Its product is annotated as putative nuclease HARBI1. The coding region runs from base 120 to 1358 and encodes 412 amino acids. The transcript is spliced from 2 exons. The record is from RefSeq and is a predicted model, not a curated record. Lineage: Eukaryota; Metazoa; Arthropoda; Insecta; Diptera; Drosophilidae.
GAGCCGAUAACUUGCAGUUCGCCUAUCGACAUUUAUCCACCUCUAUCAAUAAAUAAAAGAAAAUAUAAACAAGCGGGCAACCAAGAUAUUGGCUUGUUUUGCCGUGAAUAAAAAUUAAAAUGUCAGAGGACAUAGAAACUAUCGUGGACAUCCUUAAUCUCUAUAAAUCUGUGAUAGACUUCUGCGAAGGGGAGAGGCUAAGAAGACUGAGGCAGAAGGAGCAGAGUCCCAAUCAUGUUGAAAGCCCCCAGAAGGAGAUCAAAUUCGAAUGCGAGGAGACUUUCCGAGUCUUCCACAGCAUGUCCUCGUUGUCCUACCGCAAGUUAUUGCACGUCCUGCGUAGGAGACUGGAGCUGCAGGACUCGCGGAUGGGCAACGUCCAGAAGGUCUCUCCAGAAGUGCGCCUGCAAAUGACACUGCGCUUCUUAGCCACCGGCGAGUCUUUCGGCACUUUGACUGGCGUUUUUCACAUUCCCACGGCUGAUGUCCGGAACAUAGUGGCGGAAACCCUAGCUUCCAUUGUGAAACGCCUAAAAAGAACAUUCCUUCAGAUUCCCAGGUCCGAGGAGGCUUGGCUUCAAAUUGCCAGCGAUUUCCAGGAUCUGUGGAAUUUCCCCCACUGCUUGGGAGCCGUAGAUGGUCACCACUUAGCCUUCCGGGGCGGUACCGAGGCUGAUGAAAGCUACUCCAACUACCGGAACUUUAACAGUAUCAUACUGCUGGCCCUCGUAGACGCUCAGCACCGGUUCCUCCACAUAGACGCUACCUCCAAGGGAGGCGCGACAGAUGCUUUUAACCAAAGCUCUUUGUUCGAUGCAAUGGAAAGCAAUUGGCUGAAUAUACCGCCCGAAUGCUGUUUGCUUGGUCUCGAUGAAGAGCUGCCGCAUGUGAUCCUAGCUGAUCAGGGAUUCACCCUGCAACCGUGGCUAAUGAAGCCCUACGAGGCUCCCGCAAACCUAACCAGAAAGAUGUUCAACUACCGACUGAAUCGCGCUCACCGUGUGGCGAUAAACGCCCUCGGCAUAAUGAACAGUAAAUUUAGGGCGCUGCAAACGGAGAUAAACUUGGAGGUGCCACAAAUGGAGAAACUGGUGACUGCCACUGGCAUCCUGCACAAUUUCCUUAUUGGCGAAGAGGGCGAGGACUAUCUGCGGGGCUUAGAGAAAGAAGACACAGAAUGCAUGGCCAUCAUUCCGGGAGAUUGGCGCUCCAACACCUUUUUAAUGGGCCUGGAGCCUUCGCCAGUUCAGUUGGACGAAAGCGAAAAUGUCUCAAGUUCGAUAAGAGACGGAUUCGCAACGUAUCUAAGCUCCACGGGCGUUGUGCCCUGGCAGUUUGAAAUAACUGAGUUUUUAUAAGAGCACCUUUUAAAUACAACAGAUAACUUUAA